ACAGACUAGCUGCAGUUCUCCUCAGACCUCCAGUGCUUCAAUGCUCUUCAGUUCAGUUUUACCGGCUGGACUGCAUGUGUGUCUCUCACAAGGUGCGACAGUGAGAGUGUGUGUAUCUGUGAGUGUCAGAGGGUGUUUGUGUGCGUGUCUGAGCAGUAUUGGGACCAAAGCACUGCGGAUUUGUGUGCAGCAUAUUCUGUGGACUGAUGCCCUCUGCUUCUCCGAACAGGACACACAGAUUUACCUGCUCAACAGAGGUCAGAGGGCAACCGAACAACCAAAAAACUGAGCCAGAUGGAGUUCUAGAAACUUCAUCUUCCCAGCUGGGUAGAAUCUUGAGCUUCCAGAUCUCUGAGACCUGGACAGGCCUUUGACUGGGGGAAACUUACAUUUGAUGUUAGGAACUGUGAGUGCAGAUUGAUCAAGUGCGCAACUGCUGAGAAGCGGACGGGAGUCUUUGCCACCCAGACAGCAUCUUGAGGAUCCAAGACUUCUGGGAAACUGAGGAAACUUGACGUGAACUGCUGAGGAAGGCUGGUAGACGUGACAAAAAGAAGGGAGAAGAAAGUGAAGUGUAGGAUGGAAACACAGAGCAGAGGGCAUCUGAGAGGGGGAGGAAGCACACCCCCUGAAAGAAUCACUUCCUGUCUUCUGCUCACGCUUAUCACUGGAGUGUGUUGCGUUCAUGCUCUAGAGAUGUCUACUGGUAAGAUCCCGUUUUUGGAAGCAGUGAAUGGCAGCACAGUCCUUCUGCCCUGCACCUAUGCCAGCUGUAUUGGGAUCACUAACCUCUACUUCAAAUGGGAGUUCAAUGAUAAUGGCACCAUGCAGAAGGUGGCUGAUUCUGUGAUUCCAACGGAUCACGUGGAGCCAAAUAAGGUGAACAUCUACCGCGAAAGGGUGGAGUAUGUUGGCUCCAGUAAAGAAAACAACAUCUCUAUCCUGCUUUGGAACAUAACAUUCGAGGACGCAGGUGUCUACAACUGCUUUGGCAAAAAUCCCAAAGAGAAGGGCAAGAAUCACACUGCCUUUUUCACCCUAACCGUAGUAGAGGAAUUAAAGGUGAUUGAUAACACGCUCACCAUUAUCAUUGCCUCCUGUGUUGGUGGAUUCAUCGCUUUUUUAAUGGCCUUCAUGCUGAUAAAGAACUUCACUCUGUUUGUUCUCGCAAAGAUUGAUGAAAAAAAUAAGGAGUGCCUUGUCACCUCCUCAGGGAUUGAUAACACGGAGAACGGUCUGUCGGGCUCCAAAUCUACACCAAAGAAAGCAUGACAGCGUGCAUCCAAACACAGUCACACAUGCACUUGAAAACAUGGAUCAGCCAUCAUGCUGUGCCCUCUCUGUUCAUUCACAUAUGUGUUUACAAGUGCUAUGCUUCUGUUUUAAUCACAGAGAGCAAUGAUAGUAUUAAACUAAUUUGAAAGAUUUUCAUUCAUAAUAUAUCCAUGGAUGAUAUUCACAUGGCUCAUUUUAAACAUUUGGUUGACUCGUAAACACAGAUAUGAAUGAAAAGAGGGGCAUUAUGUAUUUCUGCAUAUAUUUACAUUUAUAUAUGCAUUUAAAUAUGCACCACAUGCAGCCUCAUGCACUUUAGUUUAUUGACCCACACCGAAUCUGUGGGCUAUAUUUAUUCUUAUGAUAGAAAAAAUAAAUAUUUUCUUCAGACAAUGCUUAAGACAGGGAUAAUGUGCUAAUCAUUUAGAUCAUUGGACUGGACUGUAAAACUGUGAAGGGCCCUUAGCCUCACGUGUAGGUGCCUGACUAAAAUAGUUGAGAAAUGAGUACAGGUGAGAACACUUCUGAACUUUAGUUCAGAGCUUGUAGUAGAAUACUGUUUGGGGAUUAAGUUUUGUUUAGCACAAGUUUCGGGCAAAGGUCUAUGGAUUUUUAUUGUGAGUCCUUGUGUAAAUACAAAUGUAGUAUUGUUUGUCAAAUGGCCAUCAGCCUAAAUAUAUCUGUUGUAGAAAGAUCAAUUAUGCAACAAUUUUAGGGCAAGUUGUUAAGAGGACACUAGUGAUUUGUGCUGUUUCACUGACAGAGACAGACUCUCAGAGUGGAUUAAAAAAACUGCACGUUUUAAUGCAGUACUUCUGAAUAGAGUAAAAACAAAUAAUAAUAAAUCAGCAGAACUCUGAUUAUAAUAAGCAUGAAGGGAGAAAAUAGGCCUUAUUGUAACAGUCUUGAGUCCAGUUCAACAUAAAACUCAUUACCGUUUUUGCUUGAAAAUAAAACACAGGUGCCUGUUAAUGCUUCUCUCGCCACCUUUUGGCGAGGACAACUAAAUCAAUGCAGAACAUUAUGAUGCAAAAAAAAAGAAAAAAGAAAAAAAAAAGAAAAAAGAAAUAGAAAACGCUGCAAAAUUACAAAAGCCAAACAGUUAGUAAAUACAAGCUAAUGAAUGAUACUUGACAAUCUGUAGAAAUCAAUAUCCCCUUAGAGAAAACCCUGAAUGAAACACUGAAAAUGCUGCUUCAGAUAAUUUUCAAUGCAUUAUAGCAUGUUAAAUGGCCAGAAGUUUUAGGGAUAUAUGGCUGACUAUAACAGUAGAAACAUUAUAUGUAAUGCUUUUUUAUUGAAAUAUUGAAACAAAUUGUCACAUACUGAACAGAAUUAGCAUCAGCUUUGAAACUGAAUAUAGCUUGGUGAAUUUCCAUGCUAAACAAAAUAUGAAUACCAAAAAGGAAAAAUAUAAAUAUAACCUUCCAAUGCAAACAGACAUACUGUGACCUGUAAAUCAUGCAACUCACCCUACGACAUCAUGAAAAUGCAAUAUUUAAAGGCAAUAAACUCAUUGUCAUACAGUCAUGUAGAACAAUAACUAAAUGAUAGUAUACAUGAUGUAAAUAUAGAUUUACCAAGACAUGACUGGAUAUAGGUAUCACAGGUUUUCAGAAGUUUAGCUAAUAAGCAUUUCAAACUUUCACUUGAAGGAUUCAGGGAAUUCAGUGGAGACCAGAAAAGGGACUGACGUCAAGCAAGUCUGGUGAGGUGAGGUCUGUUCAUUUGAUUAGAAGUGAAAUGAUUGAGAAUUAAUAAAUAAAAAAAUGUCACCUCUAAAAGACAGAGAGCAAAUUAUCCUGUCAUACAAAAAAGAUGUUACCUCUUUUAGUUACAUUUUAUAUUUAGUGAAAUGAAAAUUAAGCAAGUUGGUAAUAAAAAGUAACGGAUAAUGAAACAAAUCUACUGAUCUACCUACGAGAGCUCUGCCUAUAGGUACAACCAUUAUUACUGAAUACUUGAAAGAAUUUUACAGGUCUUUGGAUUUUGCAAUUAUUGAGGAAUUUUACUGUGAAUCCUGGGUGAUGCCAAAAGGAGUUAACUCCAGAUAAACAGUCAGAGGUUGUAACCGUUUAUAUAUUUCUUGUAGAUUUAUUAGAACUAUAGAGCGCAAAAUCAGGCUGAGAAAUCUGGUAAAUUUAUACUGAAUUUGGACCUGACAAAAACAUAGCAAUGUAGGUUGUAUAUCCAGAGCUCUCCUCUCAUACCCCUCUGUAAUAUCACUAAAUGUUUAAAUUGUCUAUGAAAAUAGAAAUCAUUUUCUUUAUAGUAUUUUUUUUUUUAAAUGUAUUUAUUUGAAAUUGUAGUGGUGUAAUUUAAAUUAUUGGAAUUCUGUUGGUUAAAGAUUCACUUGAAUGUAACCAUAACUUCUGUGGUUAAGUUAGGACUCAACUUUCAACAACACUUGAGUCAGUUGUGCUUUGAGUGGAUAACUUCUGGCAUACACUGUCUUUUAUUUAAAUCUUGAUCCUCAGUUUUUUUUGUUUGUUUGUUUGUUUUUUUAAUCUUGGCACACAAGUUAGUAAAGCAAUACACAUUCAGAGGGCUCUUUAGCUUCAUUUAAUAGGAGACAUAUUGAGAAGGUACAUUCAUAAAUUUUCAAAGCACUUGUACUACCUCUUAUUAAGAAAUAUUUUUUACCAUAUUAUUGUGCUAAACUUGAAUUUAAUAUUUAUGCAUUUAAUAAUUUUAAGAUUUUGGAACAGUCAGUGUUUUCUCUGGUUGUUCAGUGAAAGAGUUAUUCUGCUUGAUAUUGGGCUUUAAGAUCUUAGGGCUUUUAAUUAAUUAAUGCACAGCAUAUCAGUUUUGUUUGGAUUAGCUAUUAUUUGUCAGGUCAUGAUGUCCGCCAAGCCUAAUUGUGAUCAGGCUAUUACAUCAAUCAGAAGUUUCGACCAUAAUUUUGUGAUUUUGUUUUUGAAAUGAUUUUGUUGAAGUGAAACUGUAUUGUGUGUCAUGUUUUUGUAUUGGAGUUUGAAUCAAAUUUCACAAGCACCCAUUUCAUGUAGCCAAAACCAACAUCCAUAUAUUUGUGUUCAGUGUGUCUGUUCACACAAACUGUGAUUCUAAAACAGCUUCUGUAAAGCUUUCUGCAGCUCACCAUGUGGAAAAUCAUAAGAAAAUGCCAGAGACAAAGCGAUAUAGAGGAUGUGGGAGAAACAUUAAAAGUUUGAUUGCUUA
Messenger RNA from Megalobrama amblycephala (Wuchang bream), 4455 nucleotides. It is a transcript of the gene scn4bb, whose product is annotated as sodium channel, voltage-gated, type IV, beta b. Bases 580 to 1272 code for a protein of 230 amino acids. The transcript is spliced from 6 exons. The record is from RefSeq and is a predicted model, not a curated record. Gene Ontology annotation, cellular component: voltage-gated sodium channel complex; membrane. Gene Ontology annotation, molecular function: sodium channel regulator activity; transmembrane transporter binding. Lineage: Eukaryota; Metazoa; Chordata; Actinopteri; Cypriniformes; Xenocyprididae. Gene Ontology annotation, biological process: regulation of ventricular cardiac muscle cell membrane repolarization; cardiac muscle cell action potential involved in contraction; regulation of sodium ion transmembrane transporter activity.